AUGGCCACAGAGACAACUGGGGUAGUUACAGGGGCGGUUGCAGAAAAGGCUCUCCUUCUGCUGAAAGUGGGAAUUUGGAUGUGUUCCAUAGUGCCACCAAGGACUGAUAUGUCUGAAAGAAAGAGUUUGUUUCUCGCAUCUUCAGAAGUGGACUGCACAAAACUCACCACUUUGAUGAGGGGACUCUGUAAAAUAGAUCAGGUAGUUGGGUUGUUUAAUGCAAUAGGGGCGAAAUGGUUUCAACCCAAUACAAUUACUUGUGGAACAAUUAUAAAUGGGUUGUGCAAAACGGGGAACACUAGGGCUGCAAUAGAGUUGGUUAAGAAGAUGGAAGAGAGAAAUUGGGAAACCAAUGUCAUUGCUUAUAACAUGAUCAUUGACAGUCUUUGUAAGGACAGAUUGGUAGCUGAGGCUUUUGACUUCUUUUCAGAAAUGAUACAUAAAGGCUUUUUGCCAAAUGCUUAUACUUACAACUCCUUAAUCCUUGUCCUAUGCAAUUCAAACCAAUGGAAAGAGGCUACAAGGUUAUUGAAUGAAAUGGUGAACCGAAAAAUCGAACCGAAUGUAAGAUCCUUCACUAUAAUGGUGGAUGCACUUUGUAAGGUAGGGAAGGUUGCAGAAGCAGUAGAAAUAGUUGAAGUGAUGAUUCGAAGGUAUAAGGAGCCUAAUACAGUCACGUACAGUGCACUGAUAAAUGGAUAUUGUCUGCAAAGCAAAUUCCAUAAGGCAAAGAAGGUACUUGAUUUGAUGGUUGGUUGGGGUUGUACCCCUAAUAUUCAUAGCUAUAACAUCUUGAUUAAUGGGAAAACCUCUAACCGCAUAACAACUUCUGAACCAGAUGCAAGCCCAUGGCCAACAUCCUGA
Messenger RNA from Cornus florida, 864 nucleotides. RefSeq names its product pentatricopeptide repeat-containing protein At1g62914, mitochondrial-like. Gene Ontology annotation, molecular function: protein binding. The coding region runs from base 1 to 864 and encodes 287 amino acids. The record is from RefSeq and is a predicted model, not a curated record. The transcript is spliced from 3 exons. NCBI's taxonomy places the organism in Eukaryota, Viridiplantae, Streptophyta, Magnoliopsida, Cornales, Cornaceae.